UUUUCAAAUUUAUUUCAAUCAUUUAAUAAAAUUGAAUUGAAAUUAAAUCUUCAUGAAAAAUGUUUUUUCAUUCAAUUAUCUUGACCAUUGCUACAGCUAUAAUUGUCAUCAGUGCAAUUUAUAAAUAUUAUAGAUGUCAUACAUUUUGGCAACGUCAAGGAAUAAAAGCCCGUUAUGUACCCGAUUUUGGAUGGAUGAGAGAACCAAUGCAUGAAUUUUUUUAUCGAGAAGCAAAAAAAUUUGGCAAUAUUUUUGGAAUAUAUGGUAUAGGUAAUUCUUUUUUGAUUAUGAAUGAUCCGAAAAUAGCUCGCGAAAUAUCAACCAAAGAAUUUCAUAAAUUUCCAAUUCGUUGGGGUAAUUAUUUUGGCAAAACAUCAGUGAUACUUUCAUUGGUAUUUAUCCAAGAUUAUGAUGCUUGGAAACGUAUUCGAGCAAUUGCUGCUCCGGCAUUUACAUCGGCUAAAUUAAAAGCUAUGAUCACUCCUAUCAACAAUAUUUCGAACAAUUUUGUAAACAAUUUGAAAAAACAUGCUGAAAAUGGGGAAAUGUUCGAUAUGAAAAUCUACACCAAUGCAUUGGCCAUGGAUGUGAUUGCUUCGUGUGGAUUUGGAAUUGAACUGAAUUCAAUUAAUGAGUACAAUCAUCCAUUGGUAAAACAUGCUUUACGUAUUAUGAAUGUGGAUUUUACAUUUAGCAUGAUUAUUUGCAUGGUAUUUCCUUCUUUGGGAAGAUUUUUGGAUUUUGAUCCUGUUGAUCGCAAAUCGGCCAAAUUUUUUGAUGAUUUAACAUUCAAGAUAAUUGAAGAUCGCUUGAAAAGAAAAAAUCAACGUAAGAAUUAUAAAUCUAAAAAUUUUUCCAUUAUUUUGAUUCUUAUUAAGGUAAUUUUUCUCUCAGAAAAAAAGGAUCUUAUUGGUUUAUUGGUGGAACAAACUGUAAAUGACAAUUCUGAAUCAAAUGAGAUUGAUAAAAAAGAACAGAAAUUGAAAGGUAUUAGUCGUAAAGAAAUUGCUGGACAAGUUAUCGGCUUUUUUCUUGCUGGUUAUGAUACAACAAAUGUUGCGUUAUGUCAUAUAAUCUAUUACCUUAUUAAACAUCCUGAAUGGCAAGAUAAACUGUAUGAAGAAUUGAGCACACAUGAUUCAUCUUUAGAUUAUGAAUCAUUGCGAAAUUUACCUAUUUUGAAUGGUGUAAUUUACGAAACAUUAAGACUUAAGCCACCAGUGAAUUAUAUUCCACGUUUCACAAAUAAAGAUACAACAUUGUUGAAUACAGGUAUCAAAAUUCCGGCUAAAACAACAAUACUUUCCCAUCCAUAUAUCAUACAUCGAAUGCCUGAAUAUUUUCCCGACCCCGAAUCAUUUCAACCAGAACGUUUUAUGGGAGAAAAAUCAAUGGAAUCAUCAAUUGCUUAUAUGCCCUUCGGUUUGGGUAAUCGUUUUUGUGUUGGUAUGCGUUUUGCACUGAUUGAACUUCGUGCGGCUGUUGCACACUUAAUUCUCAACUAUCGUUUAUUACCGGAUCCUAAUCUAAAACUUGAUUAUUAUAAGGGACAUUUCAUACUAUCACCAAAACAACUAAUGAUACGAAUCGCUAAACGUUGAACAUAUGAAAUGUGUUUUAGAUUGACAAAAGUUUUUUUAUUAUUAUUUAGCAUUAGAAAUAACAGAAAU
Molecule: messenger RNA, 1670 nt
Organism: Dermatophagoides pteronyssinus (European house dust mite)
Lineage: Eukaryota; Metazoa; Arthropoda; Arachnida; Sarcoptiformes; Pyroglyphidae
Product: cytochrome P450 3A41-like
Molecular function (GO): oxidoreductase activity, acting on paired donors, with incorporation or reduction of molecular oxygen; heme binding; steroid hydroxylase activity
Source: RefSeq, a predicted model, not a curated record